CUUCGAUCAAAACUUUGUGCGCGCCCGCGUCAAUGCAUUUUCGCAUCAAUCAACAGCGCAGCCGGUGCAAAAGCGUCCCGCCACCCCCCGGAGCCUGCCCGCCAAUGCGCGUGCAAAACGCGCGCCGCGGGGCUGCGCUUGUUGCAAACAAGUGCCCAGGGCGAUGAUCGCGCCGCUGCACACGCGCGUUUCGCACUCACCCGCUGCGCGCGACCUAGCACACGACCUCACCGCUUGUCCCAACGCAGACAAACAAUCUAAAAUGGCCAAGCUCGCUCUCGCCCUCCUCGCCGCCCCGGCCGUCGCCUUCGUGGCCCCCGGCCAGCAGGCCGCCUCCAAGGUCGUCGUCAAGGGCGACAUCGGCGUCGACCCCGGGCCGAUCGACCCCUCCGGCCCGUUCUGGGACGACCAGGAGGGCCUCGCCCGCCGCCGCGCCGUCGAGAUCAAGCACGGCCGCAUCUCCAUGAUGGCGUUCCUCGGCAUGAUGGUCCAGGAGCUGGGCAUCACCUUCCCGGGCUCCAUCAACCUCGAUGGCUCGGUGCAGUUCUCGGACAUCCUCAAGGACGGCAUGGGCUUCCCGGCGGUCGCCAACAUCCCGACGUUCGGCCUCUUCCAGAUCGUCGCCUUCGCCGGCUUCGCCGAGAUCGGCGCCAUGCCCGCGGCCCAGUACACGGGCGGCCCGCAGAACCUCCCGGGCGGCUACGACGGCUCCGUCGGCACCAUCCCGGGCGGCUACCCGUUCACGACGCAGAUCGAGGACGUCACGGCGCGCAACCGCGCCCUCACGUGCGAGCUCCAGAACGGCCGCGCGGCCAUGCUCGGCACGUUCGGCGCCAUGUGCCACUCGUGCGUCGACUCGUGCGACCACCACUUCUUCUACCCGAUCACGCACAACUAAGCG
Messenger RNA from Pelagomonas calceolata, 901 nucleotides. The record is from the annotation of a GenBank genome assembly. Lineage: Eukaryota; Pelagophyceae; Pelagomonadales; Pelagomonadaceae.